Kluyveromyces marxianus DMKU3-1042 is the source of this 2637-nucleotide messenger RNA. It is a transcript of the gene UTP14, whose product is annotated as Utp14p. The transcript has a single exon. Gene Ontology annotation, biological process: rRNA processing. Gene Ontology annotation, cellular component: small-subunit processome; nucleolus. The record is from RefSeq and is a predicted model, not a curated record. Lineage: Eukaryota; Fungi; Ascomycota; Saccharomycetes; Saccharomycetales; Saccharomycetaceae. Bases 1 to 2637 code for a protein of 878 amino acids.
AUGGCUAAGAGACCAAGAAAUACAGGCCGUACGAAGAAGCAAUCCAAAAGAAGAGCUUUUUCGGCUCUUGAAAUUGCGAGAAGAGAGAUUGAAGGUGAUGAUAGUGGAUCAGAUAUCGAAUCAUCCGGUAGACAUGGAGCUAUCAUCAACCCAAAUAAGGGAAGUGAUGAUGAGUCAGGAAGCGAAAGUUUUGAAGAUGAAGAGCUUGACUCUGAUGAAGCUCUAGGUUCAGAAGAUGAUUACGAUGUGUUUAAUUCCAAGUUUUCACAGACUAUUAGAGAUAAACGUAAGGCUAACAAAGAGAUUGAAAAGUACUAUGAUUCCGAGAACGACGAAGGUGGAUACACUUCUAUUGAAGAGGAAGAGUUAUUACCGUUAUCUGCUGUCUGGGAUAUGGAUGAUAAAUCUUCCACGAAGGACAGUGAAGGAGACAACGCAGAGGACUCUAAACUAACUUUAAAUGACAACCUUUCUGACAAAGAAACCAGCGAAUCUGACUCUGAGUUUUCUAGUAGUGGCAGUGACGAAGAUGAUGAUGAGGGCGAGCAAUUGGAGGAAGAAAAUCCGUUCGAAGGCCUAUCAGAUGAAGAAGACGAUGGCACGGAACUAAAGAGUGUUGUGUCGCUCCUCAAUAAAGACAAAGAUAAGAAGCAAGUUAAGAAACUUGAAAAUGUUACUGUUGGUGAAGAAAACGAAUUUGCUGUACCCACAAAUAUUUCUGGAGAUAAGCUUGACAUUUCUGCUAUGUUAGCCGCUGUUGACGAUCCAAAUAUUUCGAAGAAAGUCAAUUUGUUAAACGGAGAUGGGAAACAGGGCGCACUAUCUGUACCUCUACCACAGAGAAUCCAACAGAGGUUGGAAAGGAAAGCAGCUUAUGAAAUUUCUAAAGAUGAAGUGAACAAAUGGCAAGAUGCUGUUCAACAAUUAAGACGUGCUGAACACAUUUCCUUCCCUCUAAACCCGGAAGUCCAACAUAACGAGUCAAAUGUUUUCAUUAAAGAACAACCAAAGGCACUAACAGAAGUCGAGUCAAAAGUUGCAGAAGUUUUGGAAAAAAGUGACCUUGCAGCACCUCUAAAGGAAUCUACGUUCGAAGAAAUAGAAACAGCAAAGAUGUCUCCCGCAGAAAUGAAGAAGAGAACAGCAGAACUAAGAUUAAUGAGAGAAUUAAUGUUUAGAGAAGAAAGAAAAGCCAAGAGAAUCAAAAAGAUCAAGUCUAAAGCUUACCAUCGUAUAAAGAAGAAAGAACUACUGAGAAAUAAAGAGCUAAUUGAAUCUGAUGAAAGUGACACUGAACAUGACAUCGCAAGAGCCAAGGAAAGAAUGUCUUUGAAGCACAAAACUCAAGGUAAAUGGGCCAAGGAUAUGAUCAAGCAUGGUAUGACCAAGGAUAAAGAGACCAGAGAGGAAAUGGAAGAAAUGCUAAGACAAGGUGAAAGACUUAAAGAAAAGAUUCUCGGUAGGGAUGGAAAGGAGGACAGCGAAGACGAAGAUUUUGAUGCGAUAGAAAAGGAUUAUAACAGUGAAGAUUCGGAAGAAGAGCGUUCUAAAAGAGAAAAGAUUGGAAAAACUGGUGUUCUCAAUAUGGCAUUCAUGCGUAAUGCAGAGGCUAGAGAAAGAGAAGCAAACAAAGAGCAAUUGGAAAAUCUACGUAGCAUGCAAGAUGGAGAGAAUACAGAUCUAUUUGGUGAUGAUGAAAUUGCCAAAGCAAAUGUUGCAAUUAAUCAAGGUAGAAGAAUAUAUACCCCUGGUACUGAGGAAUCCCGCGAUGAACUCGUCAAAAUAAAUGCUGAAAUAGCAGAAGAAGUUCAAAUAGACCAAUCAAAAUCAUUAGUAAACCGUUUACGUGACGGCAAAAAGCAAACGGGAACAAAAUCUAAAUCUAACUCCAAGAAGACUAACUCAUCCAAUGAAGAUGCCACUGACUCAUCAAACCCAUGGUUGAAUGAUAGCGAUGAUGAGAAUCAAACUAAAAAAUCUACUAAAGUUCAUGUCGUUGACCAAGAUAGUUCGAAAUCAUCAAAGGCUGCUCAUAAGAUUAAAAAGGAAAUGAUCAAACAGUCCAAAAAGAAGUCCAAAUCUUCUAAGGAUGACGAUGUGCUUCUUGACUUGGAAGAUAGCAACACACUAAAUAUAGUAGAUGCAUAUGGGGGCUCUGAUAAUGAGGAGUCUGUACGGACAAUGUUCAAACAACAGGAUGUGAUUGCUGAGGCAUUUGCUGGUGAUGAUGUUGUUUCCAAAUUCGAAGAAGAAAAGAGAAGGGUUGCAAUUGAUGAGGAUGAUAAAGAAGAAGAUGUCACACUUCCUGGUUGGGGUGACUGGGCUGGUGCUGGUGCAGAGAAGAAGAAAAAGCGUAAAUUCGUUAAGAAGAUCAAGGGUGUUGUUGAAAAGGAUAAAAGAAGAGAUAAGAACCUUCAAAAUGUUAUAAUAAACGAAAAGGUUAACAAAAAGAACCUGAAGUAUCAAUCUUCAGCAGUACCGUUCCCAUUCGAGAGCCGGGAGCAAUACGAGAGAUCAUUGAGAAUGCCACUUGGUCAAGAAUGGACCUCGAGAACAUCGCAUCAAAAGAUGAUCAAGCCUAGAAUUCUAACAAAGGCAAGCACUGUGAUUGAUCCAUUAAAGGCACCUUUCAAAUAG